AUGAUGGACGAAAGCUCAGCACGGAGUCAUCAGGAUCGUAGGACGGUGAGCAGAGGUCUUCUUCGAACUAUCCAUCAGCCACAAAUCCAAGGCAACCCUGCUUCGCCUCAUCACCAUGGCUACGUCGUCUGGCUACGAGGCCUAACGACGCAGGUUCAUCUGCCCCAGGAGACUAGACAAGAUGCCCUUCUUUUCUUGGCCCCUGGCAUCGCCAACCGUCAUCAGCCGUCGCCAGCUGUCGUCAUUCGUCACUUGUCACUUGACCAACGUCACUUGCUUAUUCUCUUUUCUGCCAUGGUUACCGAUACAAACGACUCGGAGGCCCGGCCAACAACCAUUUGGAGUGGUCAUGAGCAAACGCUGCUGGCAGUAGCGGAAAUGACGACCCGACGAGGCAACGUCCAGAGGGGCUGA
This is a messenger RNA of Protopolystoma xenopodis, 414 nucleotides long. Lineage: Eukaryota; Metazoa; Platyhelminthes; Monogenea; Polystomatidea; Polystomatidae. The record is from the annotation of a GenBank genome assembly.